AUGAGUGGCAAUUCAGAAAAUGUACAAGAUAAAGCUUCUUCGAGCUCAGACGAAGCACAAAAGCCCCAGAUCGAGCCCAUUCGAUUGCCUACGGUGGAGGAAGUACGAGGACAAGACAUUUGGAACAAUUGCGCCGUUCGUAGCGUCGUUAGCGGAGUCAUGGGAGGGGGACUUGGGUUGGCCAUGGGUCUAUUUCUAGGGGCAUUGGACAAUCCUAUAAUGCAAGAGGAAAUGACUGGCAGGCAGCAAUUUAUAUAUACCGCUAAGCAGAUGGGUAGUAGGAGCUGGAGUUCCUGCAAGACGUUUGCUGUUAUGGGCUUCAUUUUCUCGGCUGCUGAAUGUGUUGUUGAGAAGGCCCGGGCAAAACAUGACACCACAAAUACAGUUGUUGCAGGGUGUGUAACUGGAGGUGCUCUAUCAGCGAAAGGUUUCUUCUACUUCUCUUCCAUUUUAGUUCCAUGUUUUCUUGUAUAG
This is a messenger RNA of Ilex paraguariensis (yerba mate), 474 nucleotides long. Lineage: Eukaryota; Viridiplantae; Streptophyta; Magnoliopsida; Aquifoliales; Aquifoliaceae. The record is from the annotation of a GenBank genome assembly.